AUGUUCACCUACACGGCUAUAUAUGCCUCAAAUCUAAGUGGAGAGAGAACGGACCUGUGGGUUGUCCUCCUCAACAUCUGUCACACUUAUUCCCUGCACUCGUCUCCGUGGAUGAUAGGUGGGGACUUUAACCAGAUUGUGAGCCCGACGGAGCAUUCUAAUCUAGCGAUCUUUGCCCCCAACUCUAACAUGCUGGAGUUCAGAGAUUGUCUUACCCAAUUGGGUGUCUUCGACCUAAGAUACCAAGGUCCUCUUCACACUUGGUCUAACCGCCAGCCAGACUCCCCAGUAGCGAAAAAACUUGAUCGCUUACUGAUCAACUGCCACCUCUUAGCCCUUUUCCCAAACUGUUAUGCCUACUUCCUCCCGCCUCUAAUGUCUCACCAUAAUCCCUGCCUUGUAGACCUAGCCCACAAACUUCCUAAAGCCGGAACUAGGCCCUUUAAAUUCUUCAACUAUCUCACCCGCCACCCUGACUUUCUUCCGCUGGUACAAGCUCUCCAGGCGCCCUCCCAACAACUCUUUGACCAAGAGCGAACUCUUCAUGAUCACACGAACUUCCUGAGAAACAUUGAGGAAAGUUAUUUCAAGCAGAAAUCAAGAAUCAACUGGUUAAAGGAAGGAGACCAGAACACUAUGUACUUCCAGAGAAUUGCGCAAACGAGAGGGAGCUUUAACUCAGUCCGUUCCUUUACUCUGCCUUCUGGAGAUAUCCUAGUUGACCCCUUGGAGAUGAGCUCCCAUGCCAUAAAUCACUUCAAAUCAAUCUUGGGGCCUGUCUUCCUCCCUCCCAUCUCUCUUCGAUCUCCACCAAGUUGGUUCCAAGACUUGUGCCCUUACAGGUGCCCCCCAGAGCGAAGAAGCGCCAUGAUCUCCGUGCCGACUUCAGGGGAAAUCACAAAGGUCCUCUUCAAGCUAAAUCCGAACAAGUCUUCAGGGCCGGAUGGUCUCACCUCUGGUUUUUACAAAGCCGCGUGGAAUGUCUUGGGAAAUGAAGUUACCUCAUCUAUUGCCCAUUUCUUCUCCUCCUCCUUCAUGCCAGCCUCAACAAAUUUCACUAUCUUCACUCUUGUCCCUAAAUUUCCAGGAGCAUCGAAAAUCUCUGACUAUAGGCCUAUCUCCUGUUUGAAUACCUUGUACAAAGUUGUCUCCAGAUUGCUUGUAUCCCGACUUAAACCCAUCCUCCCUGAUCUGAUAGUGCCAAACCAAACAGCCUUCGUUAAAGACAGACUCUUAGUGGAGAAUACAGUUUUAGCUGGUGAGCUAGUUAAUGGCUAUCAUAAAACCAAGGGUCCAAAGAAAAUUACCAUAAAGGUGGAUAUCGCCAAACAUUUUGAUAGCGUGUCUUGGAGUUUCUCUUCAACUGCUUGGAGGGGCUUUCUCUUCCUCCACAAUACAUUCACUGGUUGCGAUCCUGUAUCUGCACAACAAAUUUCACAGUUGGUUAUAACGGAAUGGUCCAAGGUUAUUUCAAAGGGAAAAGAGGCUUGA
Microthlaspi erraticum is the source of this 1491-nucleotide messenger RNA. The record is from the annotation of a GenBank genome assembly. Lineage: Eukaryota; Viridiplantae; Streptophyta; Magnoliopsida; Brassicales; Brassicaceae.